Gambusia affinis (western mosquitofish) is the source of this 5940-nucleotide messenger RNA. It is a transcript of the gene plekhm2, whose product is annotated as pleckstrin homology domain containing, family M (with RUN domain) member 2. The record is from RefSeq and is a predicted model, not a curated record. NCBI's taxonomy places the organism in Eukaryota, Metazoa, Chordata, Actinopteri, Cyprinodontiformes, Poeciliidae. Gene Ontology annotation, cellular component: endosome membrane. Gene Ontology annotation, molecular function: kinesin binding. The transcript has 20 exons. Gene Ontology annotation, biological process: Golgi organization; positive regulation of membrane tubulation; lysosome localization. The coding region runs from base 503 to 3559 and encodes 1018 amino acids.
UUCACACAGAAGUCACAUUCAGGUGACGUAACCCUCAGCCGGUUGGAUUUCCGUUCAGACCUUCAGGAGAUGUAAAACCUUAGCAUGCUGUGUUUCAUUCAUCGACUAAAUAGGCAAAUGCUCCCAAAGGUAACAUUUAACAAUUUCCCACCUGAGUGACACCGGUUUUAUCUAAAGAAUGCUCUACGUUAUCCGUUUUGGGACGCCGAGAAGUCACUUAUUAGCCUCAAAGAAGAAGAAAGUGCAGGUUUAAGCUAACUCGUAAACAUUACUCCGCUAACGCUAAGUUGAAGCGACGCGCAGUUUGACGGGCACGAGCGUAAACAUUUUAAACUAGCGAAAGUGUUUCCAGAAUUGAAACCACAAGCUGUGUUUAGUUUAACGUAAAAAUGCCACUGAGGGUUUGUUGAGCAGCUAAUGUGGGCGGUGUUAGCUUUAGCAAAAAAAGAGCGUAGCUUUGGGAGAGUCAGCUGACAGCCUUCUGCUGCCAACAGCCCCAGUGAUGGAUCAACUCAAAGUGAAGGACCGCAUAUUGGAAAACAUCUCGAUGUCUGUCAAGAAGUUACAGAGUUACUUUGCAGCCUGUGAGGAUGAAACUCCGGCUAUCCGCAAUCACGACCGGGUCCUCCAGCGUCUUUGUGAACACCUUGACCAUGCUCUGCUGUAUGGGCUGCAGGACAUAUCGUCAGGCUACUGGGUGCUGGUGGUUCACUUCACCAGGAGGGAGGCUGUCCGACAGAUAGACGAGCUGCAGCACAUAGCCACCAACCUCGGUCGAAGUCGAGCAUGGUUGUACCUGGCGCUCAGUGAGAGCUCUUUAGAAAGCUAUCUACGCCUCUUCCAAGAGAAUCAAGGAUUGCUACAGAAGUAUUACUUCAAAAAUGCAUUGGUCUGCAGUCACGACCACCUCACGCUCUUCCUUACACUGGUGUCUGGCCUGGAGUUCAUUCGCUUUGAUCUAGAGCUGGAUGUGCCCUACCUGGAUGUAGCUCCAUACAUGCCAGAGUACUACAAACCGCACAACCUGCUGGACUUUGAGGAAAGACUCCCCAGUUCGGACAGCUUGUCUCUGCACUCGUUUACCUCCCUGACCUCCACCAACCUGGAGUGGGACGACAGCGCCAUAGCUCCCUCCAGUGAAGAUUAUGAUUUUGGUGACAUGUUCCCCGUGUUGCAGUCAUUGCCAAGCGCAAACUGGGAAGAGGGUGACUUGACCGACCAGGCCAGCUGCCCACGGUCGGCUGGCUCUGAUCCCCAAACGGUAGUCAGUGACACAGUAGUUGUCAAAAGCACAGCGGUGGGGAAAACGGCUGCUCGCCUUUCCCCGAACAGCCCCACAUCUCGACACAACCCGUUCAAUGAGGACUCUGACACGAACACCUCAGCGGACGUCACACCAGUUCAUGCAGCCAGCCGUCGCAACACCACCGAAGAUGAGACCGAGGUCAACGGCAAUGAGCUUGAAGUCAUCAGGAUGGCUAAACGAAAGAAGCCAGCCAAGAAGCGACGUGGCAGGGGAUCUACGGAUUCCAGCAGCAGCGUCCAUGCCUCGCUCUCCUCUGAACAUGUGGAGAUUGUGAACCACAGCACGUCGCUAGAAGUUGACUCAAUAAGCUCCACUGUAGCACUACUGGACAGUGAAGGAGAGCAGAGCAGCAGCAGAGUGGGGUCUGCGAUUGUAGAGGAAGGGGCCGAAGAAAGGGUGGAAGGCUUGCUUCGGCUCCCAGAGAUGACAGACACCUCCAUGGACACUGUUGGACAACCCCUCCGUGAUGUCAUGGAGCGGCUCAACGGGUCCUGGGUACCCCCUGAAGAACAGGAGGACAAAAACAAUCAAAGCUGUGAUCAGAGGUCCCUGCUUCCGGUGCAGCAGCCCUUUCGCAACGAUACUGAAGGAAAACCUCCUGACCCAACUCCACAAGAGACGUUUGACUCCUCUCUGGCCGACAGACCAGACUGCCUGCAGACCUCUCCUGUGUCUGCGGACCUAUGCUGCAUUACCACCGACAGUACAGACUCUGCUGACACAAGUGGUGGCCACAAUGACUCUACAGAGCAAAGCCAGUCACAGACUCUUUCAGGUAGCCUUGAAGAUGAGGAAGAAGCAGAAGAGCCAGCAGGACGGAAGCCCCACAUGAAGGAGGAGGUAGAGAAAGAGACCGUAGAGAGAGAUUCAGCAGGCAGAACAUCUGUAACGGAGGAAACGGAGCAACAGGAGAAACUCAGUCCUUCUGAGAUUUCUCACCCAGCAGAGUUCAAGGUGGACAACAAUCACCUGCUUCUUCUCAUGAUCCAUGUGUUCAGAGAGAACGAGGAGCAACUUUUCAGAAUGUUGAGAAUGAGUACAGGUCACAUGGAGGGGGACCGGCAGCCUCUUUAUCUCCUGCUGACUGACUGUUACAUCUACUUACUAAGAAAGGGUGCAGCUGAAAAACCCUACACAGUAGAAGAUGCUGUUUCCUAUAAUGAGCUCGACUAUCUCUCUGUGGGCCUUGACCAACAGACAAUAACGCUGGUUUGCACCAACAGAAGAAGGAAGUUCCUGUUGGAUACAGCUGAUGGCUCGCUGACUGUCUGGUUCCUGUCUGUGCUGAAGUCCGCCAUGGUCCAGGGUUGUCGAGAGCCUCCUUAUCCAGCUGUUCUGACAGAUGCCACCAUGGAAAAACUAGCCUUGAAUAAGUUUGUCUCUCAGGAGUGUCAUUGUGAGGUGUCCGAAGUGUCUGUCCAGCUUUAUUCACUGGUUCACUGGGAGGACCCAAUGGAUAUGACCAUGUCUCCCCAAGGAGGCACACCCACAUCUGGAGUCCCUUCUAGUAUCAAAGAAGGUUCUCUGCAGUACAGAGCUGGGAUCACGUACCUCGGUAAAGAGAUGUGGAAGAGCUGCUACGUCAUCCUCAGCAAAGGGAUUCUGUACUUGUAUGCAGAGAGGACAGAUGUGACCCCUCUGAUGUCUGUCACCAUGGGGGGGGAACACUGUGGGGGGUGCCGUCGCUCCAACAACACAGAGCGUCCCCACGCCUUCCAGGUCAUCUUGACAGAGCGCCCCCCACUGGUACUCAGCGCCAACGAUGAGCAGGACAUGGCCGAAUGGAUGCAGCUUCUCUGUCAGUCUGUUUCCAAAGGGGUUAUCCCUCAGGGUGUAGCCCCCACUCCGUGUAUCCCAUGUUGCCUGGUAGUGACGGACAAGAGGCUGCUAACUUGUCAUCAGGAUUGUCAGACGAGCUUUUUCCGUUCGCUGGGCAGUGUCGAUAUCUGUGAUGUGACCGCUGUGAGCCUGGAGUCUGACAAGGAAUACUGUGUUAUUGAGUUUGCAGCAGAUCGAACUCAGUUCCUCCCUCCAUGGGUGUUAUACUUCUGCGGCUGUGAAGAGAGGGAUCGGCUUCUAAAUGCAUUGAACAAGACAUGGAAAGACAUUUUUCAGGUUGACCUCCCCCACCGAGAGCUGCUGGACCCGCUGGUGCAGAAGCGCUGCGGCGAGGCCCUGGAGCUGAUGAAGAGUGCCUGGCAGAGGGCAGACAGCCUGGCUCGAGGCCGAGCCCAGCGGGAACCCUGGUGCUGACACACACACACACACCCAUCCACGCAAUCAUCUGUGUGUGCUUCCCCGGUACGACACAAUCCAAUGGAGGGUUGCGUGUCAGAAUACUCAGAAGUAACAUUCUGGUCCAUGCAGAAGUCAUUUUACUGAAGCCAGGUUUCAGAACUGCUUUCAUUUAAAACACUUAAUGCUAAAGUUGUGGUGCAUGUGCACACAGAGAUGUUGAUUCCACUAAAAUAGCUACAUUUGGCAGAAACAGUGAAGAUUUGUUGUCACAAACCUCUGACCUUUAACUCUGAAGAUUUUAGCUAAGUCUAAAGCAUGACGAGAAUCAACAGCUAGGAAGUUUUAUUUUAUAUUUCUGCCAAUCUGAGUGCUUCAUAUUAUAUACAUCUGGAUGGAUUUGCAAUUUUAUCCUGUGCACAAAUUUUUUUUUAUAAUACUCACCGCCUGUGUGAAUUUGAAGGUCUUUUUACACUGAUGCUAAUGCUAACUGUUAAAACGUGUCCUGAUAAAGCUGACCUGAAGUGCAAACUUAAUGCAAACGUACAACACUUUGCGGUGUCGGUGCACGGCCGCUGACGCUGGUCUGAUAUUCAGAUUAGCUGUGAGUUAGAGCACACACUUUCACAAGGAGUAAUUCUCACAUAAACUUCAGACAGGACCUCGCGGGAAUGAAGAUCUGAAGCAGCUCUUGAUAUUUUACACAUAUCAAGCACUCUGGGAAACACACUCAUGCCUGAAAUUUGCUGUUCUAGAAGUUGAAAUGUUUCCACCUAAAUUUGCCUUUUUUUUCCACAGUGUGGAGACAGAUAGCAUUUGCACAUUAUUUUUGCUCCUUUUUUUUUUUUUUUUUUGGUACUAGGUUUAUUUUUUUCUCUUUCCAGAAGUAUUGGAGGAGGAGGAUUCAGAUGAAUUGUUUAAAUUGCUAGUUGAUUAGAUUAGUUGGGAUUUUUCUGAUGUUUGCGUCUUUGUAUAUAAGUGUUGCAGUCUGUUUGAAUCAUAUUUCACAGAAUAAUGUGUUAUUUGACCAGACUUCUUCCUUUGAUUUUUGUAUCAAGUGUCGAUAACAUUAAACAUUUAUUUAUAAGUUUAUCAUUAUGCUCACUGCAAUGCAUGAUUUCUAAGGAAAUUCUCACCUUUUUCUGAUUACUUUCUUUUUAGAUCUAAUACUAAGGCUUGGCAGAACAUAAAAAUUGCAAAGGUCCGAGAUUUGAAACUCAAUACAAUCUUUCCUACCCAAUAAAAUAUUUAAAUAAUGUUUUGCUUGUGUUGACAAUUUUGCCUUUUAUGAUCUGUCAUGGGUAAAUUGACUUAUUUCAACUAAAUUAAUCCUUUUGACAUUUUAAACAGAUGCCUUUUCAAGUAUGUUUGCAUUCAGAUCACUGAAAUUUACAUUUUGUUUUCAUUUUAUAUCAGCUGUUCACUUCUUUCAAUAAAAUUUUACGUUAAACAGGCACUUGGAUGUGAAACCUAAACGGGCUUUGAAGAACUUCCACCAAAUGUUGCAUUUUAGGCUAAACAAGCUUUAUCAGAAGUGCUGUUUUUAUAUAACUCUUAACUCUGUGGUUAAAUAUGCACAGCAUUAACAUGCCUCUUAGCCAUAUACAUACAUGUGUACAUCUUGAACAAUUUACACUGUGUUACUCCUGUGUUAGCGUUAGUCAGGGCAGUAAACCUUUCUAAGUGCCACUUGGUCUUGCUUUUUUCUUUUCUUUUCUUUUUUUUUUUUGGUAACAAAGAAAUCUCAGGUGAAUAAAGGUUCCAAAACCUUAAGAGUCACCUUGUGUGUUUUUGUUUUGCUACAGCGUCUCUUGAAUCUCAGUGCAGUAUUUUAUAAAUCACCGUUUUCUUUAAGCUUUGGGACAUUGCGACGCUCAGUUCAGCGUUACAAAGUUAUUUUUGCACACACACGUGGUAUGAACAUUUGAAGAAGGUUUUAUGAAAGGUUUUGCUCUUUGCAAGAAAAAUAGAGUCUGAAUUUCUAAAGGAUCCGUUGAUUUGGGAGCGUAAAGUUGGAGACUUGAAAUGUUUCUUCUGUGCUUUGAAUUGUGCCUGUGGACUGUAUAUGAAGAAAAAGUCAAGGAGGUGUUCUUGAUCGUUUGAAAUUUAGGAAAUUGCUGGUCAAUGAUGGAUAAUACCUUGUAAACGAUGUACUGUCAGAGUUUUUCUGUUUUUUGUUUUUCCUGUUUGUUUACAUGCACAAUGCAUGGAAUAUUUGUAUUAUUCAUUGGAUUUAUUGAAAUGUAAAUAAAGCACUAAUUAUAAUGAUAAUAAUAAUAACAGUCAAAGUCCCACUUAAACAUAUGCAUGUUUUGAAACUUUUAUAUUGUUCUGAAUCAGAGAGAAUGUACAAACAAAACUUUGGAAAAUGCAACUAAAUAAACUGCAAAGAAAGCUGA